This is a messenger RNA of Salvia splendens (bonfire salvia), 447 nucleotides long. RefSeq lists its product as uncharacterized. Gene Ontology annotation, molecular function: nucleic acid binding; RNA-DNA hybrid ribonuclease activity. NCBI's taxonomy places the organism in Eukaryota, Viridiplantae, Streptophyta, Magnoliopsida, Lamiales, Lamiaceae. Bases 1 to 447 code for a protein of 148 amino acids. The record is from RefSeq and is a predicted model, not a curated record. The transcript has 2 exons.
AUGCCUAAUACUUUGGUGGCGGGUGGAGGAGGAGUUAUCAGAGAUGAACGUGGCCGCAUUUUGGGAGGUUUCGUAGAGCCGCUCAGAGCAGAAUCAGCCAGGGAAACGGAGCUAUUGGCUCUAAACCAGGGAAUUGAAAUUGCAAAAGGCCUCGGAAACGCAGUUUGGAUCGAGACUGAAUCGCUUGAGAUGGUGAACAUGAUCAAGAAAGAUAGCCGAGGAGCAGCACAAAAUCGACACCUUUUGACAGAUAUCAGGAACAAACUAAGGGGCCUCAACUUCACCAUUACACACAUUUGUAGAGAGGGCAAUAAGGUCGCUGACUAUCUGGCAACACAAAGGAGAAAUAGGGAUAACCGGAUCACGUUUAAUCAAGAUUCCGCCCCGCCUUUGGUCAAAGCCUUGGCCAGCAUGGAUCGAAUGGGAAUCCCGAAUAUAAGAGAGUAG